This is a messenger RNA of Oryza brachyantha (malo sina), 2870 nucleotides long. RefSeq names its product ubiquitin carboxyl-terminal hydrolase 2-like. Lineage: Eukaryota; Viridiplantae; Streptophyta; Magnoliopsida; Poales; Poaceae. The transcript has 3 exons. Gene Ontology annotation, cellular component: cytosol; nucleus. The record is from RefSeq and is a predicted model, not a curated record. Gene Ontology annotation, biological process: protein deubiquitination. Bases 1 to 2481 code for a protein of 826 amino acids. Gene Ontology annotation, molecular function: zinc ion binding; cysteine-type endopeptidase activity; cysteine-type deubiquitinase activity.
AUGGAGGUGCCGGCUGAUCCUGGACGCGGCGACACGGCGCCCCCGGAGGUGAGCAAGCCGAAAGAGAAGGCGGCGGCGCCGACCAGCAACACCGAGACGGGGAUGUGCGCCCACUUCCAAAGCUUCGAGGAAGACAUGGUAAUGUUCAUAUCAAGGCUCAGGUCCUCCGAGCGCGCCCCGAGGUGUGAGCAUGGCCUGUGCGAGAACAAGGUGGAAAAGAGCAGUAUCUUGGUUUGCCUGGACUGCAGCUCAUAUCUCUGCAUUGGGGACGGGACCAGGAACAAGCCGCAGGGACACGCCCGGCGGCACGCUGACCUGCGUCAGCACUGUGUUGCUGCGUUCUUCAGUGAACCGGAAACUCUGUACUGCUUCACUUGUGAACGUCGUCUGGAAUUGGAUGUCAGUGACAUGGAGUCAGACAGUGACAUCAGCAGCGAGAGCGGGGGAUGCAAACACUUCUUAUUGGACGAGGAAGAACUUACUCUGAUUGUGUCAGAGAUCUCCGCCUCCAAGAACGUCCCGGCGUGCCAACAUCCUGAGUGUAAGAUCACUGGGAAGACUCAUAUCAUGGUGUGCACAGGAUGCAACAAGCAUUUCUGCACUAGAGCUGAGGCCAAGGAAAGGCCGUUUGGACAUGCCCGGCAACACGCCAAGCACUGUGGGCAUUGGGUAGGUUUGUGGUACAGUGAUCCACAUACGAUGUACUGCUUCACGUGUGAAUUCGACUUGGCCCUCGCUGCACCGAAUGCUGAGGCGGGGAUGGUGUUUGGCAAGGAAGCAUUUGGUCAGGCAUCUGGCUUAGUGAAGGAACAUGUCUGUCCUAUCAGAGGGAUGCCGAAUCUUGGAAACACUUGCUACGUGAACGCUUUGUUGCAAUGCCUCUUUGUGCUCAGAAAGCUGCGGGCAAGGAUGCUAGCACCAGAUGUUCCUUCGGAUAUGCUUGGUGUGACACUGAAAGAACUCUUUGAAGAGGUAAACAAUGUGGAUAAUGCACGACUUCUACUAAACCCGAUGAAGUUCUUGACUUGUGUUCGUAUUUUGGAUGCACGGUUCGUAGGGAUUGAUAUGCAAGACAGCCAUGAAUUGCUUUGCUUUAUACUGGAUCGAUUGGAUAAGGAGGAGAAGUUACAGAUGCCUGCAGUAGCUCCAACACUUGUAGAAUCCAUUUUUAGUGGUGAGAUGUCUGUUGCCGUGUCCUGUAGGCAUUGCUCGUACACUUCAGCUUCUUCCCAUGAAGUAAUAUAUGAUAUCUCGGCUCCACUGCCAUCGGAGAUGCCUCCACCAAAAAGCAUCGCAUUGCCACCAAGGAACAUAAGUUGCAUGUCUCGAGAGAAGACUGUUAUCAAACUAUUCCCACAGGUUGACAUGAGUAACAUCGAAAUUGUUCAAGCAAUUGCUCAAGGCAGUGACUCGCAUAUCACUGGUUUAGAACUGGGAGAUGUGGCCAUAGAGAAAAUAUGUGAGCCUUUGGAUGUUGAUUCUAUUGAAGUGGAAAAGCGCUCUCAAAGCAAGGAUGCUGUACAUGUUCCAUCGCAGACUCAAAAGGGUAAUGUCCCAGGGGAGAUUGUUCAGCUGCCAACUAUGGCUGAUGAUUUAGGGCAAAAUGACAAUGCUGGUUUAGAUAACACGUCCAGUGAACUAGAAGUUAGUAUGGAAGCCAAGAAAAACACUUGCUCUGUAGAAGGUGCAGCAGAAGACAAGGGGAAAGCUCAGUGUAGCAAUAUUGCUUAUGGCAAGACAGAGGAUAACAACUCUCUUGCAUCGAUCGAGGACUGUCUAGCACUGCAUUUUAAAUCUGAGCUGCUGGGAUGGACCUGUGAGAACUGUUCUAAAGCUGCUCACCAUCCGAGCAACACUAGCAGUAAAGAUGGAGAGAAGAUGAUGGCAACCACCAGGCAAAACAGAGUAAUUGAUGGAGAUCAGACUGAGCACCUGGUUGUUCAAGAAGCUGUACCUAGUUGCCUUCCAACUGAAGAACCGGCCAACCACUUGAGUGACCAGGGCCAAAAUGCCAGCACUCUAGUUCAGUGUAACGGGAAGCAAGUAAAGCUGGAUCAUCGUGCAGACCAAGUGGAAGCAAACCAAAAGAAGAGGGAAGAUAGGAAUCAAGGUGCAAAUCAAAUUCGUCUUUUUAGCAAGCUGCCACCUGUAUUGGCCAUUCAUCUGAAGAGAUCCUUGUUGACUGGUAAAGUGCGAGGACACGUGAGCUUUGAGGAGAUCCUUGAUGUAGGACGGUUCAUGGACCCCAGCUCUCAGGACAAAGAUAAUUCCAGCUAUCUUCUAGUAGGUGUCAUUGAACACUUGGGCCCCAGGACCAGUGCAGGCCACUGGAUUGCUUACGUGAGACAAAGUCGUGAGCAGCCUGACGGUGGCUCUUCGUCAUGGUUUUGUGCAAAUGAUAUGAACAUCCGGGAGGUAUCUCUUGAACAAGUUCUCAAGUGUGAGGGUCAGCAUUUUUUCUAUGAGAGAAUUGGAGGCUAACGUCCAAGGAAGUAAACUAGUGGUUGGAUUAGCAAGUAUUCUUUGGAUGGAUAUGGAUCCAUUCAGUGUACGUACUAAGUAGAUGUCAUGGUGAUUCAAUUUUGUUGGGGCAAGUUGACUGUAAUACGUUCGUGCUCAGCAGAAUAGAUGGAUGUUUGUCGGUGUUCUUAGUCAGAUAGUCUGGUCACAUUCAUAAUAUUUUAUUUUUCAUGAGGAACAUACCUCUUCUUAUGGAAAAGAAUGAAGGUGUAGGACAUGUUCCAUCGGUAAAUGACUAAAUGAGCAAAUUGAUUGUACAGGAUUGUACAUUUGUACUAAUGCUUGGUAAUGCUUUACACUAGGUGGAAUACACACAACACAUAUUAUCUUGGUCCCCGUAUUUUUUUUAA